This is a messenger RNA of Rodentolepis nana, 705 nucleotides long. The record is from the annotation of a GenBank genome assembly. Lineage: Eukaryota; Metazoa; Platyhelminthes; Cestoda; Cyclophyllidea; Hymenolepididae.
AUGGAAUCGCAUGCCAAGGAACACAAUGCGAGCAAAGAGGAGGGUUCUGAUCCGCAAGUCGAAGAUUCGUCGAUUAAGGUAGAAGAGGUGCGUCUUGAAUGUUCUCGAUGUGAAAUGACAUUUUCCUGCAGUAGAUUGCUUCGAAAACAUUUCGUUUCAGAGCAUAAAUUGCCUGAACCGCAUAGGUGUGAUGAAUGUGAAGCAUUUUUUGCCUACAUAUGGUCCUUGAAUAGACACAUCCGGAACUUUCACUCAAAGCAACCAAAUACUCGACGUGAUCAGAGUUACGAAAUGCAUCCCGACAAACCUUCUUUGCAGUCACAUAAGAGAAUGUCGGAUGACGAAGUGAAAAAGUACCGAUGCCCAAGUUGUACGAAAUCCUUUACCCGAAAGCAAAGUUUAAAUGCUCACGUUGAUGCAAUCCAUUUACAGAAGAGGCAUAUAUGCGACAUUUGUGGCAAAUCUUUUGCCUACAAAGCAACUAUGUUAACACAUGUCAGUGAAAUACACAAAUAUGGCAAAAUAUAUCGAUGUCCACAAUGUGAAAGUUUCUUCACCCGAAUGUUUGAUCGGAAUCGACAUUUUCUAAACGUACAUGAAGAAAAGAAGCAGUAUGCCUGUACUCUUUGUUCUCGGCCAUUUUCCAGAAAAGGUGCUUUACUUAGACAUAUGCGCAUUAUACAUAAGAACUCAAACUCGCCUUAA